AUGUCUGAGACAAAAAUUCUGCCAGCGGGUACUAACAAUCUAAUUCAGCGUCUUCAAAACUCUGAGAAAUCUAUCAAAUUUAUUCAACAUGAACAUGCUUCCACGUUGGCUAAUCUUCAUGAAGAAAUCUCUAAAUGGCAACAGAAAUGUUGUGAUCUCACAUUUCAAUUAGCGAUUAAUGGUACGUUGACUAAUUCUACGAAUGACAAUAAACUUCAGAAGACGAUUGACAAACUUGAAAAUGAAUUAUGUCAACAUAAAGAUACAAUCAAAAUUUUAAAUAAACGUUUAGAAGAAAAAGAAAAAAACUUGAAAGAUUAUGAAAAUCUUCUUCUUGUAAAUGAUCGAAAGCAUGCAUUAGAAUUACAUACCCAAUAUGAUAAACAACGAGAACUUAAAAUUGAACUUGAACAGCGUUCAACAUUUAUUGCACAAUUAACAAAUCAACUACAUAACGAAAAGCAGCAUCAACAAAAUGCACGAAAUCGUGUUCAUCUUGGACAAAUUAUUUUGCCAAAUAAACCAAAAAAAUUAAAAAAUAUCGAUGAACAACAACAACAACAACAAUUACCAUCUGGCCGUUGUGUAUCGAAACGUUCAUCAUCGCUUAGUAAUCAAGCUAGUACUGAUCAAGAAUUAACUAAAGUUUUGUUUAUUGGACGUUCACCAACUCCUCCGCAACAGUUGCAAUCACUUUCAUCUAAAAGCAUCGGAUUACAUGAAGAAAAAUUCUUUAAAAAACGUCAGCAUCCAUUGCUAAACAAUCAUACCGAAAAUGCGGAUUUAAAUAAAGUCUCAUCAUCGCGGCCAACAAUCAAAUUGUCAACUGUUUUGCCACCUAUUGUCAAUAGAAAAGUACCACUUAAAGCAUUGCCUACGAUAACACUUCAACGUGAAGGUCAAGCCUGA
This is a messenger RNA of Rotaria socialis, 909 nucleotides long. The record is from the annotation of a GenBank genome assembly. Lineage: Eukaryota; Metazoa; Rotifera; Eurotatoria; Philodinida; Philodinidae.